AUGCCAGUGCCGAGUGGAAGUUUGUACGGAGGUCAAGGUAAACCAUCGUGUUACGACCGAGUAUCCACUUCAUUUAUGAUGGGAGCCACAAUCGGAAUAACUAUUGGAAUUCUAUUCGGUGGUUUGGGUGGCUUGAGAUCAGGAUACAGAGGCCGAGAGCUCGUUGGCAGUAUGGGAAAAACUAUGUUGCAGAGUGGCGGAACAUUUGGCACGUUUAUGGGUGUUGGUGCUGCCCUUAGAUGUUGA
Molecule: messenger RNA, 246 nt
Organism: Macrosiphum euphorbiae (potato aphid)
Lineage: Eukaryota; Metazoa; Arthropoda; Insecta; Hemiptera; Aphididae
Source: the annotation of a GenBank genome assembly